This is a messenger RNA of Cricetulus griseus (Chinese hamster), 1113 nucleotides long. The record is from RefSeq and is a predicted model, not a curated record. NCBI's taxonomy places the organism in Eukaryota, Metazoa, Chordata, Mammalia, Rodentia, Cricetidae.
AUGACAGGCAUGAAAAGCAUCACCAGUAUAGAGCGCCCCAACGUGCCGGAGAAGACCCUGGGCGCCAGCGGGCGCUACGAAGGCAAGAUCGCGCGCAGCUCGGAGCGCUUCAAGGAGCUCACCCCCAACUACAAUCCCGACAUCAUCUUCAAGGACGAGGAGAACACCGGUGCUGACCGCCUCAUGACCCAGCGCUGCAAGGACCGUCUGAAUUCGCUGGCUAUCUCUGUCAUGAACCAAUGGCCGGGUGUGAAGCUGCGGGUGACCGAAGGCUGGGACGAAGACGGUCAUCACUCAGAGGAGUCUUUACACUAUGAGGGCCGUGCGGUGGAUAUCACCACCUCAGACCGAGACCGAAAUAAGUAUGGACUGCUGGCGCGCUUGGCAGUGGAGGCCGGCUUCGACUGGGUGUAUUACGAGUCCAAGGCCCACGUGCAUUGCUCUGUCAAGUCCGAGCAUUCGGCUGCUGCCAAGACGGGUGGCUGCUUCCCUGCUGGAGCCCAGGUGCGCCUAGAGAAUGGGGCACGUGUGGCCCUGUCAGCUGUGAAGCCAGGAGACCGGGUGCUGGCCAUGGGGGAGGAUGGGAACCCCACCUUCAGUGAUGUGCUCAUUUUCCUGGACCGUGAGCCAAACAGGCUGAGAGCUUUCCAGGUCAUCGAGACCCAGGACCCCCCACGUCGGCUGGCACUCACCCCUGCCCACCUGCUCUUCAUUGCUGACAAUCACACAGAACCAGCAGCCCACUUCCGGGCCACAUUUGCCAGUCAUGUACAGCCAGGCCAAUAUGUGCUGGUAGCAGGAAUGCCAGGCCUACAGCCAGCUCGGGUGGCAGCUGUCUCCACCCAUGUGGCCCUUGGGUCUUAUGCUCCACUCACAAGGCAUGGGACAUUGGUGGUGGAAGAUGUGGUGGCCUCCUGCUUUGCAGCUGUGGCUGACCACCACCUGGCUCAGUUGGCCUUCUGGCCCCUGAGACUGUUUCCCAGCUUGGCAUGGGGCAGUUGGACCCCAACUGAGGGGGUUCACUGGUAUCCUCAUCUGCUAUACCGUCUGGGGCGUCUCUUGCUGGAAGAGAGCAGCUUCCAUCCGCUGGGCAUGUCUGGGACAGGAAGCUGA